UGUUUGAUGUCCUUGAAAAGCUUGGAGAAGGAUCAUAUGGCAGUGUUUUUAAAGCCAUUCACAAGGAAUCAGGCCAGGUUGUGGCCAUUAAACAGGUUCCUGUCGAAUCAGACCUCCAGGAGAUCAUCAAAGAGAUCUCCAUAAUGCAGCAAUGUGACAGUCCUUAUGUGGUGAAGUACUAUGGCAGCUAUUUCAAGAAUACAGAUCUGUGGAUUGUGAUGGAGUACUGUGGCGCUGGAUCGGUGUCUGAUAUCAUCAGACUGCGCAACAAAACACUCACCGAAGAUGAGAUUGCCACAGUCCUCAAAUCCACCUUGAAAGGUCUGGAGUAUCUCCAUUUCAUGAGGAAAAUCCACAGAGACAUCAAAGCAGGGAAUAUUCUCCUCAACACAGAGGGCCAUGCUAAACUAGCUGAUUUUGGAGUGGCUGGACAACUUACCUUUGUGAAGAAAUGUCUGGUGAAGAACCCAGAGCAGAGAGCAAUGGCCACUCAACUGCUCCAGCAUCGAUUUAUAACCAAUGCUAAGCCGGUGACCAUCCUCCGGGACCUGAUCACAGAGGCCAUGGAGAUGAAGGCCAAGAGACAACAGGAGCAGCAGAGAGAGCUGGAGGAGGAUGACGAGAACUCGGAUGAGGAAGUGGAAGUGGAUUCCCACACCAUGGUGAAGUCUGGUUCAGAGAGCGCUGGAACCAUGCGAGCCACAGGCACCAUGAGCGACCAUGGCAGUACCAUGCUGGAGUCUGACCUGGGCACCAUGGUCAUUAACAGCGAUGAUGAUGAGGAGGAGGAGGAGGUCGAUCUCGGCUCGAUGAGGAGAAAUCCUACAUCUCAGCAAAUUCAGCGUCCGUCCUUCAUGGACUACUUCGACAAACAAGACUCAAAUAAAGCACAAGAGGGUUACAAUCACAACCAGCAGGACCCGUGUUUAAUUUCCAAGACCGCUUUCCCUGAUAAUUGGAAAGUGCCACAAGAUGGAGAUUUCGAUUUUCUGAAAAACCUUGAUUUUGAGGAGCUCCAGAUGCGCCUUUCUGCUCUGGACCCC
Messenger RNA from Sinocyclocheilus grahami, 1043 nucleotides. RefSeq names its product serine/threonine-protein kinase 3-like. Gene Ontology annotation, cellular component: cytoplasm. Gene Ontology annotation, biological process: protein tetramerization; protein phosphorylation. The annotation marks the transcript as partial. Gene Ontology annotation, molecular function: ATP binding; protein serine/threonine kinase activity. The record is from RefSeq and is a predicted model, not a curated record. The transcript has 9 exons. NCBI's taxonomy places the organism in Eukaryota, Metazoa, Chordata, Actinopteri, Cypriniformes, Cyprinidae.